Cherax quadricarinatus is the source of this 847-nucleotide messenger RNA. The record is from RefSeq and is a predicted model, not a curated record. NCBI's taxonomy places the organism in Eukaryota, Metazoa, Arthropoda, Malacostraca, Decapoda, Parastacidae.
AUGAACGCAAAAGUCACCCCCAACACGGACAAUAAGGUCACCUCUGACAGGGACACAAAAGUCACACUUGACAGGGACACUAAGGUCACCCCUGACAGGAACACAAACGUCACCCCUGACAGGGACACUAAGGUCACCCCUGACAAGGACAUUAAGGUUACCCUUGACAGGGACAAUGAGGUCUUCCCUGGGAGGAACGCUAAGGUCACCCCUGACAGGGACACUAAGGUCACCCCUGACAGGGACAUUAAGGUCACCCCUGACAGGGACACUAAGGUCACCCCUGACAGGGACAUUAAGGUCACCCCUGACAGGGACAUUAAGGUCACCCCUGACAGGGACACUAAGGUCACCCCUGACAGGGACAUUAAGGUCACCCCUGACAGGGACAUUAAGGUCACCCCUGACAGGGACACUAAGGUCACCCCUGACAGGGACAUUAAGGUCACCCCUGACAGGGACAUUAAGGUCACCCCUGACAGGGACACUAAGGUCACCCCUGACAGGGACACUAAGGUCACCCCUGACAGGGACACUAAGGUCACCCCUGACAGGGACACUAAGGUCACCCCUGACAGGGACACUAAGGUCACCCCUGAGCUACUUCAUUAAGUUAUUGUAUAUUGUUAAAGUCAUUUUAUAUUGUACAUAGUAAAGUAAGUAAGGAUCCUAUUUCGUGAGCGGACCACCUGGCCGCGGUGGACCGCACCCACCACCUGGCCGCGGUGGGCCGCACCCACCACCUGGCCGCGGUGGGCUGCACCCACCACCUGGCCGCGGUGGACCGCACCCACCACCUGGCCGUGGUGGGCCGCACCCACCACCUGGCCGCGGUGGACCGCACCCA